UUUGGGCUGAGAUGAAGGAUGGAGUGAUUGAACGAUGGAGGCCGACUGGUGUUUCACGUCGACAUAAUUAAAAGCUUCAUCGGAGAUUCGCUGAGCUGCUGUUUCCUGAACAGCAUCAUGUUGGCCAGGAAGGGUCUCCUGCCGGACGGGUUCCUGCUGACCCGUCUAGCGGAGGACCAGAACCAUCCGAACCGCAGUCACUCCAGGUCUCAGAGAGCCCGCUUCAUCACCAAGACCGGAUCCUGUAACGUGGCUCACAAGAACAUCAGGGAGCAGGGUCGUUUCCUGCAGGAUGUUUUCACCACCAUGGUGGACCUGAAGUGGCAACACUCCCUCCUCAUCUUCACCUCGGCCUUCCUCUGCUCCUGGAUGCUCUUCGCUAUGAUCUGGUGGCUCCUGGCCUUCGCCCACGGUGACCUGGAGCCCCGCGACCCAAAUGGCGAGCCGGGCCCCAUUCCCUGCGUCACCGCCAUCCACUCCUUCACCUCAGCCUUCCUCUUCUCCAUUGAGGUCCAGGUGACCAUUGGUUUUGGUGGCAGGAUGGUGACGGAGGAGUGUCCUCUAGCCAUCACCGUGUUGAUCAUCCAGAAUAUUCUGGGGCUGAUCAUCAACGCUGUGAUGCUCGGCUGCGUCUUCAUGAAGACGGCACAGGCCAACCGCCGAGCAGAGACGCUCAUCUUCUCCAGAAACGCCGUCAUCGCUAGUCGAAACGGCCGUCCGACCUUCAUGUUCAGAGUCGGAGACCUGAGGAAAAGUAUGAUCAUCUCUGCCACCGUCCAGCUGCAGGUGAUCCGGCGCACCGUGACGGCAGAGGGCGAGGUGAUCCCGGUGUCCCAGCUGGACAUCCAGGUGGAGAACCCUCUGAGGAGUAACGGCAUCUUCCUGGUUUCUCCUCUCAUCAUCAGCCACACCAUGGAGAGAGGGAGUCCUCUGUACGAGCUCUCCGCCCAAUCGCUGGCCUCUGAGGAGCUGGAGAUCAUUGUCAUCCUGGAAGGUGUGGUGGAAACAACAGGGAUCACCAUGCAGGCUCGGACCUCCUACACUCCUGAGGAGAUCCUGUGGGGGAGGCGCUUUGUCUCCAUCAUGACAGAGGAGGACGGGCGUUACUGCGUUGACUACUCCAAGUUUGGCAACACGGUUCCCGUCAGGAUGUCGUCUCUCAGCGCCAAAGAGCUGGACCAGACCAGGGGAGUCCAGCAGGGCGGCUCUGACGCCCACCUGCAGGGCUGGGGGUUGGUCCGAGCUGGCAGAGGAGGCUUCCGCCGAGGAGGCCGGACCUGUGAUAGCUCCUCCCCUCAACCCUGGUACACCCAAUCAGACAAGCUAGAGAAAGACACUGAGCAGAAAGGACAGAAGAAGAAGGUCCAGCUGGAAGUGAUUGGACGACAGAUCGAAGAGGACGGACAGGGAGAGAUGAGUGACUGA
This is a messenger RNA of Chelmon rostratus (copperband butterflyfish), 1425 nucleotides long. RefSeq names its product potassium inwardly rectifying channel subfamily J member 11, like (gene kcnj11l). Lineage: Eukaryota; Metazoa; Chordata; Actinopteri; Chaetodontiformes; Chaetodontidae. Gene Ontology annotation, cellular component: plasma membrane. The record is from RefSeq and is a predicted model, not a curated record. The transcript is spliced from 6 exons. The coding region runs from base 118 to 1425 and encodes 435 amino acids. Gene Ontology annotation, biological process: regulation of monoatomic ion transmembrane transport; potassium ion import across plasma membrane. Gene Ontology annotation, molecular function: inward rectifier potassium channel activity.